This is a messenger RNA of Drosophila ficusphila, 1350 nucleotides long. RefSeq names its product techylectin-5A. Lineage: Eukaryota; Metazoa; Arthropoda; Insecta; Diptera; Drosophilidae. The record is from RefSeq and is a predicted model, not a curated record. Bases 52 to 1212 code for a protein of 386 amino acids. The transcript is spliced from 3 exons.
AUUAGUAUUUUGGGAUGACUUCAUUAGUUUGUGUUUGAAUUUGGAAUUGGAAUGAUGAAGUUUUCCUUGAUUUUCCUGCUGGCCUGGGGCUCUGUUUUUCUGGGCAGCACCCACACUUUGGUUCGAAUAAAGAAGUCAGAGAUUGGCUUAAAAUCACUGGAGGAGCUACUGGUAAUCAGAAAGGCUUUGGAUCACCAGGCGCUUAGGCUGAGGGGAUUGGAAAUUAAUCUUCAUCAUGUGUUGAGCAAGGUGGUCUUUCUUUCCGAUGCGGAUGUGCAUGCACCCCGGAGAUUCUCUGCUAGGGCAGAUCCAUUAUUCGACCUAUCGCAGCGUCUAUAUAAAUUGCUUGAGCGACUCGACUAUUUGGAAAGCACCCAAGUUCUUGAAAAUAUCGCUAAGAAAUUGGAGAACUUAGGACAGCAAUGUCUGAGAAAUACCUCCAAUACCCCGGAAAGUUCUUUAAAUGAGACCUCAGAAACCAGAAAUGUGCCCAAAGUUGACUUUGACCAGCCCGACAAAUCGGAUUGUUUUGAGCUGGAUGAAGAUGUUCGGGUGGAUGGCGUCUAUAGGUUUCUAGUUCCCGAACGAAAUGAACUGCACCGAGAUUUGCACGAGCGGUAUUGCGCUUUUGCCACAGAUGGUCCCGCUUGGACUGUGAUUCAGAACAGGAACGUCUCCUUCAAUCCUCCCGAGAACUUCAACCGCAGCUGGGAUGAGUAUCGCGCUGGAUUUGGCAACCUAUCGCGGGAUUUCUGGUUUGGCAACGAAUUCACGCACAAGAUUCUUUAUCGCGAUGAUCACGAACUGCGGGUGGAGUUGCAGGAGGAUCAGGAGCCAGUGGAGUGGGCGGAGUAUCCACUUUUCCGGCUGGACAGCGAGGCGUACAACUAUCAGCUUUCGGUUGAAGGUGGAUUCCGGGGUUCGCUGCCAGAUGCUCUGGGGAAGCACAAUCUGAUGGAUUUCACUACGUACGAUCAAAGAACGAAUCUCGGGACGUCCGGAGAUACCAAAUGUGCGGAAAACUACGGCGGAGGUUGGUGGCUCGAUCACUGUUCACAAUCGAAUCUGAACGGAGAACAUGGUGUCCACCAGAGACUAGUUCCAGCUAUCAUCUGGUCGACUUGGCGAAUCGGCACCGACAAGCCCAAAUCAUCGCGGAUGAUGAUACGACCCGUAAAUCCUAUCCCAGGUGGAAACUUUUACGAGGAUUAAACGGCGGCGAAAUGGGAAAUUUAAAUGCCACUCAACAAAUGUUGCUCGUAUUUCUGGAAACAAACGUUACCGAUAGGUAUCGAAUCCACUUGCACUUUUAUUUUUGGCCAACUCUUAAUUUGUUUUUGUUUAAUUACG